Messenger RNA from Podarcis raffonei (Aeolian wall lizard), 2814 nucleotides. It is a transcript of the gene RELL1, whose product is annotated as RELT like 1. The record is from RefSeq and is a predicted model, not a curated record. The transcript has 7 exons. Gene Ontology annotation, biological process: positive regulation of p38MAPK cascade. Gene Ontology annotation, cellular component: plasma membrane. NCBI's taxonomy places the organism in Eukaryota, Metazoa, Chordata, Lepidosauria, Squamata, Lacertidae. The coding region runs from base 364 to 1056 and encodes 230 amino acids.
GAGGUGGGCGGAGCCUCGAGGCCAGAGCCGCGCCCGGGCGGACUGGGGGAGAUUUCCUGCGCGCGCCGCAGACGCCCCAGCAGCCCAGUGUCCCGGGACGCGGGUGGUCUCUUGGCCCAGGGAUGGCUCCUCAAGGACCGGCCGCGACGCCCGCCUACCCGGCUGCUUUCUUCCAAGCCGCGUCCGCCCAGGCGGGCAACCGCUCGGCUCCCGUCAUUCUCCCCCCUUGUUUUCAUAGGGGGCCCUCGUACCUUGGCAAGCCAUAGCGCAGAUGAUGUUGCAAAUAAACCUGAAAGUGGAUCGUCAGGAAACGGGCAGCACCCCGAAUAUAUUGCAUAUUUCCUGAUUCCUGUCUUUUUCCUCAUGGGACUCCUGGGGGUUUUCAUCUGCCAUAUGCUAAAGAAAAAAGGAUAUCGCUGUACAACAGAAUCUGAGCAAGAGGAGGAGCAGCUUGGGGAAAAGAUAGAGCUGAACGAAAGUACGAAUGAUAAUGGUGACACCGUGGGGAAAAUAGUUGACUACAUUAUGAAAAAUGAAGCUAACGCAGAUGUUCUGAAGGCCAUGGUGGCAGAUAACUCUGUAUAUGAUCCUGAAAGCCCUACUAGUCCGACUACGCCAGGCAGUCCAACAAGUCCAGUGUCUCCCUCAUCGUCCGGAGGUCCUCAGCUGAAACACACUUGCCGAGGCCGCCAUUUGCAUACGGUUGGUGGAGUUGCCGGAACGGGUGACUGUAGCCGCUGCAAUCAGAAGAGGUGGCACCUGUUCAGUCCAGCUAAAAAAGCCAAAGAACCAAGAAGAGCUCGGCAUGGGGAGGUUACAGUGUUGUCUGUUGGAAGGUUUAGAGUCACAAAGGUGGAACACAAAUCUGCUUCCAAGGAACGUAAGAACUUGAUGUCUGUCAGUGGCGUCGAAAGUGUCAAUGGUGAAAUGCCGGCUACCCCUGUCAAAGAAGCCUCGAAAGAGGCGCCAGUCACACCUGCUGCCAAACAGGUACCAGAUGAUCAGCAGCGCACACCUGCCAAGCAGGAGGAUAGGUCGAGAUCUGGCUCAGCAUGACAGCUGGACCCAAAAUGUGAUGGGAGUCCAAGCAGAGAUGGAGGCUUUUGAGGAAAAGCACACACAAUAGCUUUGGGGAAAAUUCAAAACUGGGACACUGAGGUCUCCGAAGAGAAGUAUAUAAAUGCACUAGCGCUGCGCAUAAUUUUUGUGACUGAAUCCAUGCAGGUUUUGGUCCCAGGUAUUUUACGUGCUCUAGUAACUAAAAUUUUAAGGACAGUUUAGUUAUUUGACGAGUUACUGGAGCACCCAGUCAGCAAUUUUUAUAUUUAUAAAACAUUAUGUUUUUCCACUUUGAAUAAAGUUGAACUGAAUGAAAUCCUUCUUAGAAGUGACAAACAAUAAUCAGUUUGCCAAGAUGCCUCUGCUGCCGUAUUGCAGUGUUAAAAUGUGUUGUCGUGUGUUUGAUGUACCAAGGAGCAAAGUCUGAUACAUUGGCUGUUUCUGUAAGGGAGGUGACCAAAGUCGAGCUAUAUUUUGCAUUUAUUGCUAAAUGCCAAUGAUUGCUGAAUUAAGCAUUGCUUAAUUGUAUUUUCUCAGUGUACUUACACAAUUACCGUUUUUGUGCUCAAAGCAACCUCUGUGACAGGCUUCCUCAACCUCGGCCCUCCAGAUGUUUUUGGCCUACAAGUCCCAUGAUCCCUAGCUAGCAGGGGAUGAUGGGAAUUGUAGUCUCAAAACAUCUGGAGGGCCGAGGUGAAGGAAGCCUGCUCUACGAUCUCUAACAAACCUGUUUUGGUCAUGAACCUUGAUAGAUGUUGUAUUAAAUCUCGAAAGAACCCCAAAACACCAUAUUCUGCUCCUGCAGAUUUGGGAUUGAAUUACUGUGGAGGCAGUUGAUGACUUUCUGCAUGCAUUGGCCUUAAAUUAUUGUCAAUUUUUUUAUUGAUAAUUUUAUCCUUUUUUUUGUAAACCACUAUGAGGUUUUUGUAUAAUCAAGCGGUGUAUGAAUUUUAUGAAACAAAUAAACAAAUAUAUAUAGAGAGAAAUAUUUUUACUUUUGGUUGAUGGUGCUUUUCAAGGCAAACUCUGAAGGCAAUGAACCUUCUGAAAUUCUCCACUAGUGGCAUGUUUCAGAGAAGCUGCUACUGUUCAUUGCCAAAUGGCCUCUAAACUGUGAGGAAUAUUUUUCGUGAUAGUGGUAGGGCAUUAUCUGGGAAGAUAACUGAUUAGACUAUCAGAGUUAAAAAAAACCCCUCAUUCUUUUCUUUGCAACAGAUUCGCUGUAUAUACAUAACUAAUUUUAUAAAGAUGCCCAGAUUAGGAAGCUAUCCACUCUAACAGUAAAUAAAAUCUUAUCAGCUUGAACCAAGCAAAAGUAGGAGUUUGCAAUUCAGAGAUUUCUGUUUUUUUUGGGAGCACUUUCCCUACCUCUAUGUAGUUUAAAUUAGUAUCUACUAGCAGAAAUUGAUUAUUCAUGCACAUCAAAAAAUAUAUUUGUAGCACAAUGGAAAUGGGCUCAUAUAAAAGGCGUGAGAAGUAAUACUUCAACUUUAACCAGGGCUAAACCCUAUAAAUGUGUUUCAGGGAGGGGGUUAUUGUUUCAUUUUCGUUCUUGUUUUUAUUACGCGUUUUGUGGUUUUUUUAUCUUGUAUUUUUGUGUUGUGAGCCACCACCAGCUCUAUGGGUGAAGGGUGGUAUAUAAAUUUAAUAAAUAAGGUAAAAAGAAAUAAAACCAAAGCCUGUUUUGAAAAUGUAGUUUUAGUCCCUCCAUUUAAGGUUUAAAAUAAAAUAGCAAAAACAAAAAAACAAACAAAC